Messenger RNA from Theobroma cacao (cacao), 1590 nucleotides. The record is from RefSeq and is a predicted model, not a curated record. NCBI's taxonomy places the organism in Eukaryota, Viridiplantae, Streptophyta, Magnoliopsida, Malvales, Malvaceae.
CGAAGGAAAAAUGAUCGAAAUCAAGUCUGAAAUCGUUUCCAGGCAAACCAUCAAACCUUCCACCCCAACUCCUUCCGACUUGAAAACCUUCAAGCUAUCUCUUCUGGAUCAACUCUCCCCUGCCGUCCAUGGCAACAUGACCUUCUUCUACCCUUCUAGCAACACCAUGGAUUCCAUAGGUGAUGACUUCUCCGAGAAAUCCCAGCUCCUUCAGGAAUCGAUUUCCAAGACGCUCUCGCUCUUCUACCCGCUGGGCGGACGUCUUCAGGACGCUGCUACCAUUGAUUGUAACGACGAGGGUGCUUUCUUCGCCGAAGCCAAAGUCAACAUCCAAUUAUCUGAGUUCCUCAACCAACCUGAGUUUAAUCUAAUGGACCAUUUCUUACCUACUACAGAUACCAAAACCAUGGAAUUGUCCAAUGGUGCCAUGUUUAUCGUUCAGUUAACUAGCUUUACUUGCGGUGGUGUGGCGAUUAGUCUCUCCCUCACUCACAAGCUCGCUGAUGUAUCAGCACUGCUUACUCUCCUCCAAAGCUGGACAGCGGUUUGUCGCGGACUAAGUGACCCCGUGACCCCUGACCUCAUCGGAGAAAAAUUUUUGGCACCUAGAGAUGAACUAUCUGCCAUGUCUGCAUCUCUGAAUAUUGCUGCUGAAAAGUUUGUGCUGAGGAGAUUUGUGUUUAGUGCAUCAAAGAUUGCGGAAUUGAAGGCUAAAGUCGAUCAGGAAUUUCAAAACGAGAUGCCAAGCCACCCCUCUCGGGUGGAGGUGGUGUUGGCACUGUUAUGGAAAUGCGCCGUGGCUUGUAAGAAACAAAAAACAGGGUCAUUCGGGCCAACGGCAUUGUUUCAAGCUGUCAAUUUGCGCAAAAGGAUGUCUCCACCGUUACCCGAAACUGCUAUUGGGAACUUUAUAUGGCCAUUUAUGGUGCUUGCACAUGAAGAGAAAGACUUGGAGCUACCUGAACUUGUGAUUCAGAUGAGAAAAUCCUUCAUCGAAUUCAACAACACCAAGGCUAAUAUGUUCAGAGGCGAAGCGGCUCCUUUGGCAAUCAUGGGGGCCUUGAAGGAGAGAGGAGAAUUCUUCAGGAACAACAGAGAAAUGACCGUUUACAAGUGUUCAAGUUGGUGCAAGUUCCCCUUAUAUGACACCGAUUUUGGGUGGGGAAAGCCGCUAUGGCAUGUCAGUAUAAACAAAUUGGUGAGCAACACAAUUGCUCUGGCCGACACAAGAUCUCGAGAUGGAAUUGAAGCUCUCUUGACUUUGGAUGAAGAAGAAAUGGCCUUAUUUGAACAAAAUGAAGAGCUCCUGAAAUAUGCUACUCCCAACCCCAGCAUUUAUGCUUGAUUUCAUGCUUUUUGCUAUGCAAAUUUACCGUUGCUCUGUGUGUGAUUCUGUCUCUUUUUUUUUUUUUUCCUUUUACAAUGAUUUGAUUUGAUUAUGUGUUUUGUUGAAGGUAAUUUACUUAUGAUUUUAAAGCAAUGCAAUGUUGGAGAGAAUAAGAUUUAGGUCUUUCUCUUUGAGGAGCUGAAAGAUACAAAGAAUUAUAAAAUGAAAAUUUGAGAAUAAAAUUCCUAGCGAUUCCUCCUUGG